AUGCCUCUUGAUAACUCUUCAUUCGCAGGGGCUCUUGAUAUCUCCGACGAAACCAUGUCUUCCCUUAUCCGACGCCCUAUCCGACGCCAUAGCGCGCGUGAAUGUAAGUCCGGCCCCAGUCCCGUCCCCAUGCCUGCUCCGCCUCCCGUCCGCAUGCCUGCCCUGCCUUCCAUCCCCCGCUCCUCCUUACCCCCACCUCCCUUCCCUUGGCCCCCACUUCCGAGAGUUGUGCUUGAGAACACCGACGAAACCGUGUCCAGAUUGUUCCCCGUUCCCCGUGGCCGCCAACGCAUCCGUAAAACAUAUGUCUUAUGGGACAUGUCGGAUUACUCAAUCCCUGAAAAUUUCGAUCCUCUUUCGAUUGGGAUUCAGAUCCAUUCGGCUAUUACAAAGGAAGGUUAUCGUGGGGAAUUGCAAAUCUGGCUUUACGGUGCUGAGAAUACCUGGUCGCCUGAAUUGAUUGACCAAUUGGAACAAGUCCGAUUCAAAGUCUUUCCUUUUAAAGGGGUUAAACGAGCGAGACUUGACAUGAUUAUAAUGACCUUUCUCACCUUUGUAUAUAUGAUGGAUGCUCCAACAAAUGUGCUGAUGCUCUCAUCAAACAAGGAGGAAAUGGAACAAGAACCCAAGUUCUCCAAAUGUCGUAAAAUGUUAGAAGACAGAGGUUUCUGUGUUGUCUCAGCACAGCCUGAGACACUCAUCAACCAAGAUGCUCAGCCUGAUCAUUCCGCAUGUGAUCCGAGUAUCUGUCCUUACGCCCAAAGCUGA
This is a messenger RNA of Microthlaspi erraticum, 768 nucleotides long. The record is from the annotation of a GenBank genome assembly. NCBI's taxonomy places the organism in Eukaryota, Viridiplantae, Streptophyta, Magnoliopsida, Brassicales, Brassicaceae.